AUGGAGUGGAGGACAUUGUAUCUGGAUGUGAUGCUGGUACCAUUUGGGUUACUCAUAAACCUCGCUUACCAUGUUUGGCUAUGGCAUAAGGUCCGGACACAGGCUUUCUUAACCAUCUUCGGAAUAGAUGCUGAUGGCCGGUGUUUGUGGGUUCCAGCCAUGAUGAAGGAUAUUGACAAGAAGAGCAUGUUAGCGGUCCAAAGUAUUCGGAACAUGAUAAUGGGAUCAAUCUUUAUGGCAAGCACAAGUAUCCUACUCUGCUGUGGCCUUGGAGCAGUGAUAAGCAGCACUUACAGUGUGAAGAAGCCUCUACUUGACUCAAUUUAUGGAGCACAUGGAGAAUUUGCAGUGGCAUUAAAAUAUGCAACUCUCUUUACUACAUUCUUAUUUUCAUUUCUCUUUCACUCUCUCUCAGUUAGGUUUCUUAGCCAGUUGACCAUCCUCAUUUGCACACCACAAGAUGUUGAGUCAAUGGUCAACGCAGAGUAUUUGGCUGAGCUCCUUCGGAAGGCCACUAUUUUGAAUAUUGUGGGAAACAGGCUUUUCCACACAGGGCUUCCCCUUCUGCUUUGGAUCUUUGGACCAGUUAUUGCAUUCUCUAGUUCUGUGGGAAUGUUGUUGGUGCUUCAUAAAUUAGACUUUGUGGCUAGGAAAGAACAGAUAAAGAUAGGAAUAGAUGAGGCCUAUUUGAACUAG
Molecule: messenger RNA, 696 nt
Organism: Gastrolobium bilobum
Lineage: Eukaryota; Viridiplantae; Streptophyta; Magnoliopsida; Fabales; Fabaceae
Exons: 2
Coding region: 1-696 (231 amino acids)
Source: RefSeq, a predicted model, not a curated record